UCCCAAAAUAUGACCAGAAGGUUAUUGACCUUUGCAUAUGUAGAUUUAUUAAACAUCAAGUCCGAUAUACAAACACCCCAUUACUUCGAUCACAUUAAACACAUAUGAUCUUCCUAUCAAUCUGCCGGAAGAAACGACACCAGAAGCUAAAAUGUAAACCCUCUGCAGUGCCUUCCGAGAAAAAAAAAUACUGCCCAUGAUGUAAAUUCACGUAACGUUGCGCAAACCUUUCACCCCCUCACAAGAAUAGACUAUGCCGGUCGGCGGGGUCACUCGCAUGUAACCCACAUUACGACGACCACGCAUCAUUUGACCGCAGCAUUCACGGAGAUCUGACGACAUCCAGCGGUUACUUUUUUAAACAAAAAUGUGCUAUCUUGUUGGAAAAUCAUUGCUUGACGCGGUACACUGAAUAUUCUUCGUUAACACUCUUUAUACGUGGUCAGGAGUCGCUGACUUGUAUACACCAUCCAGUUGUCGAGGAACUUUACUUCGCCAUGUGUAUGUCAGUUCGCUAUAAACUUUAUUAUUUCUUUGACAUUUAGAUGUUAUGAAUAUUAGUUUUCCUCUACGUGAUAAUCACUUAUGGUCAUUAUCGUCCAACAAAUGUCUUGACUGGGAGAUUCUGAAGGUGUAAAUGAAUCGAUAGAUCCGUCUACCUAUAACUUGGUCAUUUGUUUGUUCUGAUACACUGUGUCGGUCAGUGGCUUUUCGUGACCUCACAUAACCUUUGGUUUGUCGGUUCGCGACCCGAUGGAGUAAAGUGAAAGACAGAAGGAUAGAAGUCACGCAACGGAUAAGUAAAAAAGCAUUUAGCAGGUGCAGACCUAUGGUUUCCCAUGAAUCUGCGCAAACUGUCCGCCAUCUUUGUUUAUAGUCUUUGUCCAGAUAUAGAAAACCCGUGAGGAUCACCGCUUUAAUGAACCUACCAACAACAUGUCACGGCGAAAACAAGGCCGACCACAACAGAGAAAAACUUUGGAAACACUGGAACAAGAAAAUGAUCUUUUAGUCUGUGGAGUAUGUCAGACUAACUUCCCGCUACAAGACAUCAUCAAAUUCAUACGUCAUAAAGUCACCCGAUGUAACAAAGAGAAUGUGGAUGUUGAGACCUCUGAAUUCGAGGAUGGUGAAGAGCCGGAUCCAGAGUCACUGGCCAUCAGCUCCAAGCGGACCAGCAUCUCAGCCCCCAUAACGAGGAAAGAACAAAUUGAAAAUCGACUGUCCCCUAGGUCACCCUCUUCUGAGUCCAGCCCGACUCUGAAAGACGUUAAGUUGCGGAAUGAAAACUCCCAAUCUAAUCUCUCAGAUAGAGAUUGUUCCAUCCGAUCACCCUUUAGAACAUCUACUAAUGAAAAAAGCUGCAAUACAGAAAUCACUGAACCUACAAGUUUCCUAUGCGAAAAAUGUAGAGGUACGUUUGAUUCAGCUUGGGCCCUUCUCCGACAUGUACAGAGAGACCAUGGAAUAAAAAUAUAUUCAGAUUAUACAUCAUGUCCAACACCUCCAAAACAAGCCCGUCUUAAGAACUCUUCGACUGAAAGAUCAUCAAAUAGUAGAAAUUCCCCGCAUCCUCCUCGAAAUCCUAGUAGUCAGAGGGAUGGUAAAGAUCAUGAACCGAAAGAUCGCGAUAGUUCAGCACAUCAGCUGCCUCACGAAAUUCAUCGGGCACCUUCGACCCCAAGUUCAGGUAGCGUGGAAAGUGGACACGGUGCCCAUCGACAAUCGCCGCAGAAUCCCUUUUUGAAUUUUAGAUUUCCACCGUUUGAUCGUCCAUCUCUAUCUCCGGGGCCUCUUUUCCCAAGAAUACCAGGUACAGAUUUUCCUGCCAUCCCAGUUAGUGAGGCCCUUCAUUUACAUCAAAGAAACAUAUUAGGGUUUCCUCCCACUCUCUUCGAAGCAAGUAGGGGUUUCCCUUCUAGUUUAACUAAUCCUUAUGACAGACAGAAUAGGCCUAAUUCAUUAGGAAUGGAAGAUUCGUUUUACUCUGAGCGAUUAAAAGAAUUGGCAAGAGGUCCAACUUCUCCGGUACGCCGGCAAACACCUCCUUUUUCUCAGGCAAGAUCUGUUUGUAAUAUAUUCACACCACUUACAACCUCUACAAAUACACCGACAGAUACGAAAAAAGAACAUGGAAGCGGGAGCUUGACCCCACCAAACAAAAUGAAAUCAUGCGAGUUUUGUGGCAAAUCUUUCCGAUUUCAGAGCAAUUUGAUAGUACAUCGCCGUUCACACACUGGAGAAAAGCCUUUCAAAUGUCGCUUAUGUCCACACGCAUGUACCCAACAAAGCAAGCUCAAACGUCAUAUGAAAACUCAUAUGAAAUCGCCAAUGUCUAAUGUUUCAAACGAAGGCAGCAUGGGUUCUGGCAGCAGCACACCCGAAAACAAAAAAUAUGACGACAAAGAUGAUGAUGACGACGAAGAGGAGGAGGAAGAGGAGGAGGAAGAAGAAGAAAUGGAAGAGAUGGAGGAAGAUGAAACCCCCGAGAUUAAUGAAGGUUCAGGCGAUGAGAAAAAGAGCAGCGACAGCAAAGGCGGUUUGUUGGCCGCUAAGCUACUCCAAAAUUCUUAUCAAUCUUCUACUGGAGCAGAAACAAAGUUAGCGGAGUCAUACGUCACUUCUGGUACCUCUUUGUUGUCAGAUAUUAUGAAGUCCAGUGGACUUCGUAAUGUACAUGUAUACAACGAAGCCUUCAUAAAAGCUCUUGAAGAAAACACGGAUUUGAAUAUUAAAAAAGAAGUAUCUUCGCCACAUGAUGCUCCGGAGGAUUCACUCAGUAAUGGGAACAGUAUGAGUGGAAUAAAAGAAGAGUCGAAAGAGAAAAGUAGCCGUCCAUCAUCCGCCUCUGAGCAAGACACAUCCAAAGGACAUAAAAACGAAUCGAAUGACGGACCUAUGAUUAAUAACGUAAGCGGAAUGGAGAAUGUAUUUUCGCCUAUUUGGCAAUACCAUGGACAGCAGCCACAUGAAUUUUUCCCAAUCGUUCCUUCAUUAAACAACUUUCGAUACGAGGCCAGAGAUCCCAAUCACAAUGGCUACAAUAGCCCGAAUCAUGAAAGUGCCUUGAAGUCGCUCACCGUACAAGGCGGAAUCUCCAAACCUACGUCGUCCAGCAACUCUACUUUGGAUACAAAUGGCAUACCUACCGCUAGCCCAAGAAGGGACAGGACACGAAACGAUACUUGCGAGUAUUGUGGAAAGAUCUUCAAAAAUUGCAGUAAUCUGACCGUUCAUCGGCGUUCGCAUACUGGCGAAAAGCCCUACAAGUGCGAAUUGUGUAAUUACGCAUGCGCGCAAUCAAGUAAGCUUACUCGUCAUAUGAAGACUCACGGAAGAAUCGGAAAAGAUGUCUACAGGUGCAAGUUUUGUGGCAUGCCUUUCUCUGUUGCGAGCACCCUAGAAAAACACAUGCGAAAAUGUGUUGAAAAAGGCUCAGGGAUGCAGGGUUUGGGCCGUCAGGACAUGGACUCGGAUAAUUCAAACUCCGUUGCCACGUCAGGAAUACAUGAUUCGCCCAAUUCUCUCAUUCUAUCGAAUUCUGUUGCUCAAUAAGAAUUCGUCGGUAUUGGCCUCCAAGUGUGGUAAACAAACAUUGAAAUUGUGCAUCCAAUACUCGCUCUCUUGGUUUUUUUUAUCAUGUUUUAUAUAUAUAUCUAUGUAAGAUUGUUUAAUUUGCAAUAUUAGGAGUGAACAAUAUUGCAUAUGCGACUCGGCUUCGACAAAGGUUUUUACGUACACUAAAUGUGUCCCGGUGAUGAUCAUUUUCAUACAAAGGCCAUAAUAUGGUGUAAGUCAUAAAAUGUUGCCAUAAUUCGUGUACCAUGUGAAGCAGGGUACUCGAUAUCAGAGACAAAUAAUCACUUCACGUGAGGUGAUUAAUGAUAUUUGUGUGGAUUCUACAAUUACGUCUAUCUAAUUGGUAAUUAUUGGUGCUUCAUAAUGAUAAAUUUUACUCUAUGGGAUGCUUUUCUCUUUAUCCUCGUAUGUAUGUAUUCCUUUCCUCUAAUAUUGUUUUGAUCCAGAUAGAAUAUAUUUUUGUUGUAAGAUUCAUAUGCUGAAAAUGGGUUGUGGAUUGCAAUGGUACACAUUUUGUAGAAGUACAUUUUUGAUUGGAAGAAGUCCUCCAUGUGACUUUAAACUGCAUUUAAUUUUCAUUUGAAUGUAUAUUUUUGGAAACAGAAUCCCGGUUUAGUUGUUUACGAAAAUGGCAUGUAACUGUUGAAUGGCGAUUGGUACCAAAUUUAUCGGUACAUUGAUUAUAGUUUCAAAACUUUUUCGAAGUCGGUUUGAAAACACAUUAUUAUGUUUUGAAAUGGCUGCCAUAUUUGACACUGUAACAAAUUAUUGCCAAGGGCUUUCAACUCGGAGAAAGGAAAUACAAACAGUUUGACUAUUGUGAUCACAGUAGGAGAGGAAAACAUCUUAUGAGAGGAUUAAAAUUUUAUAGCUCAUGAUGGUUUGGUCUUCGACAGAAACAGAAACGAGAGUACAGGAGUCUGCAAUGAGGAUGAAAUCGAGGCAGCAAUAAACUAACAUUGCAGCAAAUAUUUGGUGCCCAAGUCCAUCUGACCAAUGUUCGCUAUAUUCUUAGUAUAUAAUACCCAGUGCCUAUUUUGUCCAACAGAAUUGGAUUAUUUAAAUCUAACGUUGAACAUUACAGCCAUUGAAUUCAGUGAUUUCCGUCUGAGGGACAAGGAAUUAAUGAAAAAAAAAUUACUACCGGCAGCUUUGAAAUUUCAAACGUAUGUAGAUUUUUUUUCUAGUACAAGGGCUGCCAGUACUUUGAAGUCAAGAUAUGGUUCAACGUAUUUAAUGUAUAUUGUGCCAUUGCUUUUAGGAAUUAGAUGAAGAUAAUGUUUAGUAUGUUAGAUUUUAGGAGAUUUUUUUCAUAUUUGUGACCCUUUGAAAUUACUUUAAGGUUCAUAUUUUUUCACUUUGAACAAAUAGUUAUUUUGAAUAGCAUUUUCAGCUAUAGAAUACUUGCUUUUGUGUAGCAUAUGAUUAUAAUUACCCAACGUUUUUCUUAGAUAUCAUGUUCGUUAAGAGAGAAUGUAUAUACACGUAUGUACCUAAUUUGGUGUUUGUCGUUUUGGUUACCCAUUCCUUUUGAACUUACAUCCAGUUUAAGGAUGAACAUACUGUGCCAUAGCAAGGUUUUGCAUGUAGAGUAAUACAUUGCCGUGACUUGCAAUAUGUGUUUGUUUGGUUUUUUCGCCAUUUGUUUACAUGUAAUAUCAGGCGCUAUUUCAUAAGAUAUCCUUUUUGUUAGUACUUUGCCAUAUUGUUUUUCAGUUUUAAUUGAUAUUAAAACGUAGAGAACAACUGCACCGUCAGUCUAAAAAGGAAAUACAAAUAGUUAAACAUGUAAAGUUAACAAAAUUGAUAUUUUUUUUAAGUUUCUGAAAUGUUGUUUAAAUUUUUUUAUCAGUUGUAUUUUGGUAUCAUAAUGAAAGCAAAAACAGUCAAUACGAAUAUUCAAUUUUAUAUUUGUUUUUGAAUUGUGAAUGUUGCUUGGUAAAAAAAAAGUGCUGCUUUUUCACCAUUUAUAUUGUUGUCACUUUUCAGAUAAGCUAAGUGUGCCAUAUCAGUUAUCUGUGAAUAUAUUUGAACUCUUUUUAUUAAAAGUAGCUACGGUAUGAGUUUUUCUUUUUAAACUUGUUCUUCUUAAAUCUAGGUGUUAGUUGACGAUAUGUUAUUUUUAUUUGACACAAUAUUUUAUCAAUUAUGAUGUAUCUUUUUAACAUGCGUUUGGAUUAUGUAUUGGCAAGAUUUGGUGCAAAUAAGAAAGUGCUAAUGUAGUUCAUUUUUGUGAACUGUUGAUAGGUUUGUUUUGGUGCAUAUGUUUCUUGUAAACCCGCUGAGGUUUUUGUUAAUCCAUACUUGCUUAAAGUUAAUGCUAAAUUUCAUGAAAUGUAAUGAUGAAAUGAAAUUUUUCGAAAUAUGUUUGGAAUAGUAUAUUAUUUCCUAUCAUUAAUGUGUUCACUUAAAAUGCAAAGAAAAUAAGUCAGAUUGGAUUUAAAUGUACUUAAAAGCAAGAAUUUUGAGCUGUUCUUCUGAACAUCUCGAAAGAUUCUGUCACGUGGUACACUAGCAGACGAUGAUCUCCAAAUUGCGCGCAUCAUUUUUUCGUCAUAUUUAUGCAUAUACAUCCAAAUGUUCUGAAUUCUGUCGUGCCAUACAAUUUUUCGAAUGAGAAUAUUUUUAUUAAUUUAUAUUUAUUGUUGAAAGCCCGUAGGUUACUCCGUGUCUCAGAUAAGAGUUAGUUCGGUUUCAUUUUGUUCUGUCUUUUUAUGUGUUAAUUCUGAGUGUUUAUCAGAUACUGCCAUUCAGUUUCAUGUUUAUGUGGUUGAAAAAUUCAAAAUUUUAAUUCAUUGUCUUUUCUUAGUUCAAGCACCUGAUUAGUUUACAGUGUGUGUGUUUCAAAAUAAGUUACGUUUAAUAUUGCACAUUUUCUUCUUCAUUUGCCCUGUUGAAAGAUUUGAGAGUUAUUUUUUUUUUUUUUUGAUUUUGUGUUUCACCGUUUGAACAAAAAGUGUUGUGGUUAUUUUGUUUACAUUAUAAUCAACGAAGAACUAUGAUGCUAUGAAACCUUCAAUUACUAUUUAGUCUUCAUAUUAUUUACUACCAACGUAUCCAGGGAGCGAUUUGGGGUUUUGCUGGGGUUGUUCCAUGCAGUUGUUUUUGCUAUUAAUGGAUCCUACUACCUCCAACUAAGAAUAAAAUAAAGCACCAUACUGUAUGUGAAGUAAAGUGGUGCUAUCACUGAACGAAAUAGAAAAUAAUUUGGGAAUUUUCUGACAAUUCAGACCAUGGAACGACCCUGGUAGUUUCUAUUAUUUUCUCCUUUUAUGGAAUCUUUAAGGGAGGUCAUCAAAAUUCACUAUUGAGAUUGGUAUGUAGUUGUUUGAUUUUGACCAUUGGACAUCCCUUCAGGAUCCUUUACCCUUCAUUGGACCCAUCGUUUUCUCUGUACAUUUGAUGUACUUUACUCGUCCAAUAAUUAAGCUUGUUGUAUUUAAACUGUGAAUGUUUGUAUGGAAGUACAAAGUACAGUGUAAAAUUUAAUAAACAUUUUAUCUCUUCGGCAA
This is a messenger RNA of Ostrea edulis (European flat oyster), 7091 nucleotides long. Its product is annotated as B-cell lymphoma/leukemia 11A-like. Bases 937 to 3555 code for a protein of 872 amino acids. Gene Ontology annotation, cellular component: nucleus. The record is from RefSeq and is a predicted model, not a curated record. Gene Ontology annotation, biological process: regulation of transcription by RNA polymerase II. NCBI's taxonomy places the organism in Eukaryota, Metazoa, Mollusca, Bivalvia, Ostreida, Ostreidae. Gene Ontology annotation, molecular function: RNA polymerase II cis-regulatory region sequence-specific DNA binding; DNA-binding transcription factor activity. The transcript has 3 exons.